Molecule: messenger RNA, 2207 nt
Organism: Rhodamnia argentea
Lineage: Eukaryota; Viridiplantae; Streptophyta; Magnoliopsida; Myrtales; Myrtaceae
Product: G-type lectin S-receptor-like serine/threonine-protein kinase At4g27290
Exons: 7
Biological process (GO): recognition of pollen; protein phosphorylation
Molecular function (GO): ATP binding; protein kinase activity
Source: RefSeq, a predicted model, not a curated record
UUUCUGGCAGGAAUGAAGUUAGGAAGGAACAGAAUCACGGGGUUUGAUCGGUAUCUGACGUCUUGGAAGAGUGUAGAUGAUCCUUCUCCAGGUAAUUUCUCAUUCCAAAUUGACCCGAAUGGGUUUCCCCAGAUACUUCUCAUGCAGCGUUCCACCAUCAAGUCUAGGUUAGGACCAUGGAUUGGCGUCAGAUAUGGUGGAAUGCCUAAUUUGAACCCAAAUCUGAACUACAAGUAUGAAUUCGUUCUGACUGAGCAGGAGAUGUACUGCCACUACAAAUUCCUCAACAUGUCAGUAGUAUCCCGUUUGUACUUGAAUCCAGACGGUGUUGUGCAGCGCUUCACAUGGGUUGACCAAACACAGAGUUGGGUUCUAUUUCUCGCUGGACCAUCAGAUGAUUGUGACCUUUACGCAUAUUGCGGAGCCUACGCUAUCUGCAACAUCAACAAGUCCCCAUUGUGCGAGUACCUGAAUGGAUUUUCACCGAAGGUCCCACAAGAACGGAGUACAUUGAACCGGCUUGGUUGUGUUAGGACAAACACUUUGGACUGUAGAGGAGACAUAUUCAGAAAGUACUCUGGUUUAAAACUGCCAGAUUCACAGAGGUCCUGGUUUUACAGGAGCAUGGAUCUUCAAGACUGUGAAAUGGUUUGCAAAAGGAACUGCUCUUGUAUGGCAUACGCUAAUAUAGAUUCCGAAGGUGGAGGAAAUGGAUGUUUGCUGUGGUUUGGGGACUUGAUUGAUAUGAGAGCAUGCAAUGAAGGUGGGCAAGACCUCUAUGUUAGGAUGUUUGCUCUGGAUCCAGGUCACUCAAGCCAGAAGAAGAAGAAGCUGAUGUUAGGCUUGACAGCUUUAACAUUGCUGCCAUUCCUAGGUCUCAGUCUAAUGGUGUAUGUUUGGAAAAAGAAGGCAGUGAUGAAGCACGUGCAAGUUAGACUUCGCCAGUCAGUUUUCUCUGGUGGGAAAUGCGAAUUACUGGGAGGAUAUGAAAAUGUCGAAUGCUCAGGAGAAGAUCCGGAGCUACCGCUAUUUGAAUUUGCCGCAAUAGCUAAUGCUACGAACAACUUUUCAACAGACAAUAAGCUUGGAGAAGGCGGUUUUGGACCUGUCUACAGGGGUAUGUUGAAGAACAGUCAAGAAAUUGCUGUGAAAAAACUUUCAAGGAGUUCGAGCCAAGGACUAGAUGAGUUCAAAAGUGAAGCUUUACACCUUGCCAAGCUUCAGCACAGAAACCUCGUGAAGCUUCUAGGAUGCUGCAUUCAGAAAGAAAUGUUGCUGAUAUACGAAUAUAUGCCCAACAAAAGCUUGGAUACGUUCAUUUUUGAUCAGGAGCGGAGGAAGCUGCUUGAUUGGAGUAAGCGAUUUCACAUCAUCAGCGGAAUAGCUCGGGGACUUCUUUACCUUCACUAGGAUUCCAGACUCAGAAUAAUCCACUGAGAUCUAAAAGCUAGCAAUGUCUUGCUAGACUGUGAGUUGAAUCCUAAGAUAUCUGAUUUUGGCCUUGCUAAAAGUUUUGGAGGAAAUGAGACAGAAGCAUGUACAAAGCGAGUAGCUGGAACAUACGGUUACAUGUCCCCGGAAUAUGCAAUUAACGGAGUUUUCUCGGCAAAGUCGGAUGUGUUCAGCUACGGUGUUUUGAUGCUGGAGAUAGUGAGUGGGACAAGAAACAGAGGGUUCUCUCAUCCAAAUCACCAUCAGAAUCUUCUGGGACAUGCGUGGAAACUAUUUCAAGAAGGCAGAUCAAUUGAAUUUGUUGAUCCGGUGGUAGUUAACUCGUACAACGUAGCAGAAAUCGUGAGGAUCAUACACAUUGGCCUUUUAUGUGUCCAGAAAUGGACAGAGGACAGGCCAACCAUGUACAUGGUGAUUCUGAUGCUGGGAAGCAAGAUGGCGCUGUCUGCCCCAGGAGAGCCCGGUUUUUUCAGCGAAACAAAAGGGCCUCAUGCAGGUGCUGGCGCAAGCCAGCCUGAACCAUGCUCUCCUAAUGAAGUUACCUUGACAGCGUUAUCUGCUCGGUAGAUGAUGCUUGUGCCAUGAUCUUCUGACCUGAAGAAAUUAUAUGUGCUAUAGCAACAUGUACACCUUGUCAAGACUGGCAGAAUCAAGUGCUGGAAUGUGAGAGAAAGGCAUCACCAGUAAUGUAUACGGCAUCCCGGAACUCUUCAUUCCCUCAAAUUGUUAUUAAUCACAUAAUGGUCGUGUUAUCU